GAUUGGCAAGAAACCUGUUUGUGAAUACAAUGCGCCUAUGAUUUGGGCGGCUUAAGUCAUAAUUAACCUAGUGGAUGGCAGGGUGCACUAUUCAUUGAACCCCACCUCAAAGGACCAAUUCCUGCAUGGCUAUUCCUCCCCGUAUUCGUGUCUCAUAUAAGUUGGUGAGAACCCGUACUUUGUUUUUGGGAUAGAUUGAUUUGCGGCCCCCCAAAAAGCGAAAUGAUAUUCACGUCAUGUUAUCCUAUAUUAAUCGGCUACAAGUGAAAUCAUGUCGAGCACUCAUAAGAUCAUCUCUGUGUGUUUCCGAGCCUUUGAAUUUGGCUGCGCGAUUAUCAUUCUAGGUAUUCUUGCCAGAUUCUUCCACCUCAUUAACCAGUUCAACGGUCCUAAAGACUCUCGCUUGGUGUAUGCUAUCUCUAUGGCUGCUAUCAGUGUUCCAGUAUCCCUCAUACUUCUCCCACCUCUCAAAUAUUCGUUUUUCUUAUUUCCUUUGGACUUUGCUCUUUUUACCUGUUGGAUUGUUUGCUUUGCCUUGCUGGAAGAUCUCUCUGGCACGAGUACUUGUACAGCGUCCUGGUACAAUACUUAUUGGGGAGUUUAUUGGGUUAGUGGACCUGGCAACACAACAAUCGUCACAACUUCCGCAUGUUCCAAAUGGAGAGCAGUACUGGCAUUCAGCUUCAUUAUUGCCUUCUGCUGGCUCAUUAAUGCUUUUUUGGGCCUUUAUGCCGGCGUCGAAUACCAUAACUUAGGUGCUCUUACUGUAUCUACCGUAAGCAAAUGUCUAUGGUGGAGGAAGCCGAAAGCAGAGGAUUUAGAACGAGACGGACAGAAGCCAGAAGAAUCGCAAAAUCUACAUCAGGUUGGAAAGCAAACGGGCCCAACCGGUUGACUGUGUUCUUUCAAUUAGUAAUAUUUGAUGUGAUAUAAGUUACAUUUGUGGAAAGUCGGAAGGGAAGUUCAAGGACAGUUACUAGCUCCAAGAUGGACUUGGGCGAAAUACAAUGCUGGAUGUAUACCGCUUUUGACUAAUUAUUCAUCUAAUAACCGUACUUCAAUUUAGCCAUACCUCAACUUGAGAAUUCGUCUUAUUUUCCAA
Molecule: messenger RNA, 1102 nt
Organism: Truncatella angustata
Lineage: Eukaryota; Fungi; Ascomycota; Sordariomycetes; Amphisphaeriales; Sporocadaceae
Exons: 4
Coding region: 272-895 (207 amino acids)
Cellular component (GO): membrane
Source: RefSeq, a predicted model, not a curated record